Messenger RNA from Bactrocera latifrons, 1584 nucleotides. RefSeq names its product GPI mannosyltransferase 1 (gene PIG-M). The transcript has a single exon. The record is from RefSeq and is a predicted model, not a curated record. Gene Ontology annotation, molecular function: GPI mannosyltransferase activity; alpha-1,4-mannosyltransferase activity. NCBI's taxonomy places the organism in Eukaryota, Metazoa, Arthropoda, Insecta, Diptera, Tephritidae. Gene Ontology annotation, cellular component: glycosylphosphatidylinositol-mannosyltransferase I complex; membrane. Gene Ontology annotation, biological process: GPI anchor biosynthetic process. The coding region runs from base 107 to 1531 and encodes 474 amino acids.
AAUAUUAAACAAUCAAUCAAAAUCAACUGCAUAUGCUUGAACUAACCAAAUAGUUUAUAAGAGCAUUACAGCUAUUUGUACAAAACCCUAACUGUAAUCAAUAAAUAUGUAUAACAUGUCCAUGUCUAACACUGCAGCGAAAAACACCCCACAACCAACUAAAACGCUUCUCUCACGUUGCGGCACACUGCUACUAGAGCUUAGCUUUCGCACACACUUGCUUGUAUCUAUAGCAUUGCGUUUGCUACUUAUCACCUACGGCCAUUGGCAUGACGCGCACUCAGAGGUGCCCUACACAGACAUCGACUACAAAGUGGUCACUGAUGGUGCGCGGCAUGUGCUGCAAAAUGCCAGCCCUUUUAAUCGACACACCUACCGCUACAGUCCCAUUUUGGCAUAUAUGCAGCUGCCCAAUGUGCUGCUACAUCCAGCCGUCGGCAAAGUCAUCUAUGCUGCAUUCGAUAUAUUUGUGGCGAUAUUGAUUUACUUGCUUGUGCGUCUGCAAUUACAAGUGCAAUGCCGCAAAGCGGUGCAUGCAUUGCUGAGUAAGUUUGGCAAAAUCAGAACGGCGCAACAGUACAAUGAAACCGAUGCACGUAAUCGACCGGAGAAUAUUGCACGUGCCAGCGCUUGCUUUUGGCUCUACAAUCCACUAACGGCGAUCAUAUCGACACGCGGCAAUGGUGAUAGCUUCUCCAGCUUCUUUGUUAUCUUAACUGUAUAUUUGUUGGUAAAAUCCGAAGAUACGGAACGCGGUGCGAACUGGUUAAUAUUCGCCGCCGGCCUAACACAUGGCUUCGCCAUACAUUUACGCCUCUAUCCGUUGCUCUUCAGUCUCGCCUACUAUCUCUGCUUGUCGACGAGCCUAACACGCAGCACACGCGAUCUGCUGCGACAACUUUUAUUUCCCUCAUGCCGCCAAAUGCUAUUAGUUGUGGGUACGUGUAUCGCGCUCUUCGCAGUUACCGGGUUCUUCUACACGCUGUACGGUUGGCAGUAUAUACACGAAGCGUAUUUGUAUCAUUUUGUGCGACGCGAUGUGCGACAUAACUUUUCGCUCUACUUCCUAUUGCAAUACCUAAGUGGCAAUGCGACAGAAACAUCGCUGCUGGAGAAACUGCUCAUAUUGGCACCACAACUAGGCUUAUUGCUCUAUUUGAGCUUCAGUUUUGGACAGUUUCGUCAGACGCUCACAUUCUGUGUGUUUGCGUUGGCCUUCGUUAUGGUCACUUUCAAUUCGGUGGUGACGUCGCAAUACUUCGUUUGGUAUUUGGCGCUGCUGCCGUUAUGCCUCAAUAAUUUACAAGCGAUUUCGCUGUCGCGUGCUUUCAUCUAUUUCGGUACAUGGCUGUUGGGGCAAGCGUUGUGGUUGCUACCCGCCUAUUUGUUGGAAUUCAAGACCUGGAACACAUUCUACUGGAUUGGCGCGCAAGGUGCUUUAUUCUUCUUAAUCAACAGUUAUCUGCUAAUGCGUCUGAUUGAACACUACAGCUUUACAUCAUUUAAGGUGAACUUUAAAAAACUCUUUUAAAUUUACAUAUAUACAUAUAGUACUAAACACACAUACACAUAUGGACACUUGAA